This is a messenger RNA of Trichoderma gamsii, 1104 nucleotides long. RefSeq lists its product as hypothetical. Lineage: Eukaryota; Fungi; Ascomycota; Sordariomycetes; Hypocreales; Hypocreaceae. The transcript has 3 exons. The coding region runs from base 1 to 1104 and encodes 367 amino acids. The record is from RefSeq and is a predicted model, not a curated record.
AUGUCUUCUCAAUCUACUGAACAAAGCCAAGUGAAAUGGGUCAUGCUUCCACGCCCCAAACGACUCAAAGGCACCUUUGCUUCUAUUGUACUCCAAAAUAUCCAGGGUCAUGACGACUGGCACACAUUAAAGGCUCCCGCAUUUUAUGGGCCAAAAAAUGAGUGGAAAGGUGUCAGCGAAGAGUCUCCACAAACAAGCGAUGAGCUUCGUAUCAUCUCUCUCAACAGCCAGGAGAUUGAAUGUGAACUUGAAGACUGUUCAGUUUUAACUGAGUUCGGCCCUGGUGAUGGAACCAAAACGAUGGAGAUACUAAAAUUGGUUAAAAAUAUAAAACUUUAUCGAAUGGUGGACGAGGAUGAGAGUGCCAUGUGGAAGCUUGCAGCAAGGAUAACCAAGCUUUAUCCUCGCCUUUAUAUUGAAUGCUGGCAAGGGCCAUUUGAAUCAGCUCCAAGUUACGCUACCAAUAACCGCCUUCAUCUUGGACACGCCCUAUCAUUAGGAUCUACCCUCUUUAACAACUCACCGGAAGUGAACAACAAAUUAAUGCGAGAUUUGGCACCAAUUACGAACAAAAUAAUUAUAGGUCAAGACGGAAAUACGGAUGAGCACAGUGUCCGCUCCUCAUAUACUACACCCGCCUUCCAUAAUUUCAUUGAGAAAGGUCGUGAUCGGCUGGAUGAAAUGUUGAAUAGUAUUGAUCGCAACCUAGGACGUCAGGUACUUAAGAAUGAGGGAUGGCAGUCGAAUGUUCGCAUCGUCCACGAGCCUGCUUUCCAUGUGGUGUGGCAAUUAGUAGCUACGAAAGCCAUGGAUUUCAUUUUCCACGAGGACUCACCUGGGGAACAGAAGAGAGUGCGCAUAAAAAAAAACACGGAACUCAACAUAUUUAAGGCCUAUAAGUACAACCAGCAAUCUAUUGAUGUCAUGGCAGCCCAAGCUGGUUACGAUAGAUCAGCUACAUAUGUAGCUUCUAAGACUGGAUCUUGUCUUCACAUUCUUGUGCCCCUUCGUGACGACAUGGUGACUCGCGUCACAACUGUCGAGGAUAUUGAUGUCCAGGACCCAAGGAGGUUGAAAAUCGAAACUUUACAUCUCUCUUUUUGA